Messenger RNA from Symbiodinium natans, 426 nucleotides. NCBI's taxonomy places the organism in Eukaryota, Dinophyceae, Suessiales, Symbiodiniaceae. The record is from the annotation of a GenBank genome assembly.
AUGGAGUGCGACAAAUGUGGCUACAAGUCCGUGCCGCAAUGGUUGAAUGACAAAGCCCACUGCCUAAAAUGUCAAGCCGUGUUGCGUACUAGAGGCUCCAUCCACGAGCCCAAGCGGGAGGUUUUCGGGGCUGAGGCUAACGGCGAGAGCAGACGAGUGGCAGGAGAGGUGAGUACGUUCAAGCAUGACGCCUCCAGUGCCAUGGAGUCCAGCUCUGGAAGUUGCACCAAGUCACCGGAUGGAACUCAUCACUGGAAGUAUGGGAAGUGCAACUACUGCCAGGCACCCGAAGGCAAGCUGGCUAAAGGUCCAGGUGUCAUGGCGAAUCCGGGUGGUGCGGCCGAAUGUGACAAAGGGGGCAAGUGCAUGUUCAAGUUUGCCAAAUGCACGAAGUGCGGCAGACCUGAGAUGGGCGGCAAGGUCUGA